CCCCGGCUCCCAGGCUACUCUCCCUAGCUCAUAUCUAGGUUCCUGAAGCCUCUGCACAUGUAGUUCCUGGAGCUGCUGUCUUACUGAAAUGUCAACAUCUUCAUCUUCUAUCUGGAACACCAUCACGGAUUAUCUCUCUCUGAGCUCAAUAUGGAAUUGGCUACAAGCAACUCUUCUGGGAGAGACUAGUGUGCCUCAGCAAACAAAUUUGGGGCCACUAGAUAAUCUUGCUCCGGCUCUGCAAGUUGUCCUGGGGAUUUUCUUUUUGAUUUUGUUGGGAGUAGGAGUAUAUGCCUUAUGGAAACAAAGUGUUCGGUCAAUUCAGAGAAUACUGCUUUUUGUAAUCACUCUCUACAAGCUUUACAAGAAGGGCUCAGAUUUUUUUCAGGCUUUUCUGGUCAACCCAGAAGGAACUGUUCUCCCGAGUCAAGACAAUAAGCUCUUCCUGUCCUUGGGUCUGCAAGAGAAAAUUCUGAAAAAACUUCAGAUGGUGGAAACCAAAGUGAAGGACCUGGAGGGGAUGAUCAGUUCCCAAAUACCUUCCGUGAAGAGGGAUUGCUCCUCUGAGCCCUACUGCAGCUGCUCCGACUGCCAGAGUCCCUUGCCCACAUCAGGGUUUACUUCCACAUCCGAAAUGUGAUGGACUCCAAUCUUUUCCAGAAAAGCACUGUUUCCCUCAUGUGUGCGGUGGUGUAUCAAUAAAGAUAGACAACUAUACUGAAAUUA
Equus caballus (horse) is the source of this 726-nucleotide messenger RNA. It is a transcript of the gene TMCO2, whose product is annotated as transmembrane and coiled-coil domains 2. Gene Ontology annotation, cellular component: nucleus. Lineage: Eukaryota; Metazoa; Chordata; Mammalia; Perissodactyla; Equidae. The record is from RefSeq and is a predicted model, not a curated record.